This is a messenger RNA of Ostertagia ostertagi, 489 nucleotides long. The record is from the annotation of a GenBank genome assembly. Lineage: Eukaryota; Metazoa; Nematoda; Chromadorea; Rhabditida; Trichostrongylidae.
AUGAACUAUGUAUUCGAGAUCAAAACCGAUACCGACAUAUCUAAAGACCUAAUAAAGGAAGUGAUGAAGGAGGCCCGACUGAUGCGGGGUCUACAGCAUCCGAAUGUAGUAAAUCUCUACGGCGUUGGAUUGCUUGAUCAACCGCUUUAUAUUUUACUAGAAUACGUUGCUGGAGGUGCUCUCAAAACGUAUUUGAGGAAAAACAAGGAGACAAUAACGAAGACUGAAAAGAUUCAAAUGUCGUUAGGAGCUGCAUGGGGUAUUGAGUACCUUCACAAGUCAAACAUACUUCAUCGUGAUAUCGCAGCACGCAACUGCCUCUACGAUUACGACUCUGCGGUAAAAAUCUCGGAUUUUGGUCUGUCGCGAAUCGGUACUGAGUACAAAAUGAAAACAGCGAAGAAAAUGCCGGUCAGAUGGAUGGCACCGGAAAGCAUAGUCAGCUUCAUUUUCACAAGGAAGACUGAUGUCUACUCUUAUGGGGCAUGA